CCUGGAGGAGUCAGCCUGAGCCCCCCCCCCCCCACUCUCUCGCUGAGAGUUUCCUUGCGUGGUCCGUCAACUCGCUGGGCGACUUUGCCGCACAGAACUGGACUCCGCACCGCGCUCUCCCACGUGGGCUGACCUUCAGCGCCUCAGCCUCAGGUUGUAGGCUAGUCAGUGUGAUCGCAUGUCCCGUCGUUCCCCGUGAGAUCCCUGCAGGAAUGGCUGCCCCGUCCAUGAAGGAAAGGCAGGUGUGCUGGGGCGCGCGAGACCUGUACUGGCGGUGUCUCGACGACAACGCGGAGGACGCGGCUCGGUGCCGGCAGCUGAGGAGCUCGUUCGAGGCCAGCUGCCCCCAGCAGUGGAUAAAAUAUUUCGACAAGAGAAGAGACUACUUAAAAUUCAAGGAAAAAUUUGAAGCAGGAGAAUUCCAGCCUUCACAGUCCACUGAAAAUUCCUAGGCACUUCCUGGACUUUCAUACAAGUGGAGAUUAUUCUGGACUGUCAGAAAUGCUUUGCUGGUUCCAGGACAAAGGCAAUUUGACCCACAGUUACACAUAAAAGGGUCUAAUAGCAGAAGAUCUAGUCAUUCAAACUGUGAAGGACUGAAUGGUAUUACGUGUGCUGCUCUAAUUUAGUGAGAGAUCUAUCUUAAGGAAAAAAAAUAAAGCUUAUAAUAAAAAACA
Molecule: messenger RNA, 677 nt
Organism: Mesocricetus auratus (golden hamster)
Lineage: Eukaryota; Metazoa; Chordata; Mammalia; Rodentia; Cricetidae
Product: cytochrome c oxidase assembly factor 6 homolog
Exons: 2
Coding region: 213-452 (79 amino acids)
Biological process (GO): respiratory chain complex IV assembly
Cellular component (GO): mitochondrion; respiratory chain complex IV
Source: RefSeq, a predicted model, not a curated record